GCGGCCUUGCCCUCAGCCAGUCAAGUUGAGCUCUGGGGCUGAGCAUUAUUAUCAGAAAAUACAAAUCCGUACCAUGUGAUUCUAGUUCCUGUCACAAAGCUGUGCCUCCGCGAUUCCUGGAAUAUGUAUAAUGAACUAUCUUCGUUCCGUUUCUCCUUGUCGCUUAAUUAUAACUUCUUUACUGAUACGAAAUUAGUGAGAAUGGUUCUACAUCUGUUCACGUUCUUCCCGGAUUCGGAGUUUGUUUAAAUGUUCCGCCGAAUUUAAAGGAUUCCUCACGUAAAUUUUGGAAUAUUAGAGGCACGACCGCUCAAUGUGCUGUACUUGGUCGCGAGUGUGCUGCUCGCUCCACAUCUUGUACAACCUCGCUUACAUCGGAAUAGGGGCCACCCAGAUCAUACUGGGAAUCCUUCUAUUCUUCUCCUUCCCAUCGCAAAGGCUCAGUUCAAACGUAUGGACUGGCUGCGUGAAUAUUGUGAUCGGCGUUGGGGGCGCAGUGUUUGCGUGCGUCGGAGACCUGACGACCGGGAAACAGCGGGCCUUCCUCUUCCUCACAGUCAUCGUUCUCGGUGCCAACUUAGUCAAUUUAAUCAUCCUCGAAGCUGAUAACUGGCGGCUCUUCAAAACCAAGGAUCCAGCUAUACUCGCCGAACGAGAAAACUCAAAGACUUUUCAGUUUUACGUACAAAUAUCCACUAUCAGCACAUUGGUUGCAAUGCUAACGUCAUUUUUAGAUAGUCAAUUCACAUUCUGCUCAAUGCAACGAAAAGCGGGAAGGAAAGACUCCAUCAGUCAUCCGGAUAUUAUAACAGACAUCGAAUACAUCAUUCCAAGAGUGAAAUUCGACUCCGGGAAGGAGGGGAAGGAAAAAUCGGAUUACCUAUACGACGAGUACGCCCAGUCCUGGGUGUUCGACGCCGACACAGUCGGAUCGCUACCCGAUCACGCCCGGGGGAGCGGCCUCUGCCCGACUGCGUAUAAAUCUCAGAACGAUUUUAACCUUAACAAAACCUACAGUGUCAAACUGAAUAGAGACUUUUUGAAUAUCAAUAACAUUAAAUGUAGCUCUAGUCCGAUCCGCGCUGGUCCUCCGGUCGAUAUCAUAGUCGAAGGUGAGCCCGUUAAGUACAGUCCGUUACAGUGUUUAACUAGCUUCUCGCCGGCGACCAACACGCCGCAAUGCAUAUCCAGGACCUCUUCUUUGAGUUCCUUGUCCAACGCUAACGUGUCCGACUCGGCGCAGCCUCUGUACGAGUGUUUGGAGAAACUGAGCGAGUCGUCGAUCUACCAAUCGCGGCUCCGGUCCAAGUCCCAGUCCUUGGAGUCUGAGGACCGAUCGCGGCUUAGGUCCAAGUCCCCGUCUUUGGAGUCUGAGGACCGAUCGCGGCUUAGGUCCAAGUCCCAGUUCUUGGAGUCUGAGGAACGAUCGCGGCUUAGGUCCAAGUCCCCGUCUUUGGAGUCUGAGGACCGAUCGCGGCUUAGAUCCAAGUCCCAGUCCCUGGAGUCUGAGGAAUAUCCUCAGAGCGUUUCGUCUGCAUCGGUGUCUGUGUCCGUCUCACAUUGCACGAAAAACGUGGCCGCGUACGAGCAGCCCGUUUAUGCGAGUCUCCUCGUCGAGCUCCAGAAAACGAUCAGCGAAAAGUUCCCGAGGCUGUCCGAGGGCGCCAGUCACCAGAGUACAAAUCAGGGUAGUCAUCAGAGUAGUCAUCAGAGUAGUCGUCAGAGUAGAGCGUCGACGCCCAGUCGCGGCCAAGAGACAGAGAGCCGGGAGCCGACCCAGCAGGGUGCCGAGCUCGAGUUUUCAAAAGAGCUGGAGGCUGCUCUGCAAGUGAUUCACAGCCUCGAGUCACCCAACCCUUCCGGUCAUUUCGAAAGCAACAGCUUGACCAUUGACGCGAGGGCUGAUAUAACAUCAGCAGCAAAUUAAGGAUGACAGGCGUACCAACUAGCAAAUGUAAUGUAUUUAAAGCCGGAGAAUCAAUUCAGUGAACACUGUCUUCAUGUUAGCUAGCCGUAGGUGAAUUUAUGUGUAUUUACCGUCUGUUCUACAAGGCACUCUGAUGUUUAAUUAUGGAUAUUGUAAAUAUUACUUAUGUAAGUACUAGAAUUUUUUCCUAAAGGUGCUAUUUUAAAUGAUAAAAUGACUUUUUGACUAUUCCAACUCAAAAUCUUCUGCAUUUUCAAACCUAAAAUUGAAAGGAAAAUAUUUUGGCCUAAGUCUUCAAAAUACAAUUAUUGUAGGUAAGUGUAGUUAAUCACACUUCUGUCCAUUACUUAUAAGACACGUAACUAGCAUUUCUUCUUCUAGCAGUUAUUAUUAAAAAAUUUCCUAAUGUGAAUGAUGAAACCAGCUGUACAAAUUCUAUGGACAAGAUUUUGAAUUGAAACACUUAAUACUUUGGACUUAAGAAGUGCAAAACAUUGAAAUGGUCAUACAAAUAGAGGCAUGAAGCAGUCGAGUCCUAUUGGGAUCCAAAAAUGAAGAAGAGUGAUUUUUUGUCCAUUUUAACAAUGAACAGACAAGGUUCGGAAAAAAAAUAAAGUUGCAUAACUCGCAAACUAGCGGUAUGUUUCACGAAAUCACACUCCAACAACCACAAUUUAUACCCAUGUAAGAGCACUCUUGGUAUUUUAUAAUAAGCCAAGUAUGUAAGAUAAAAAAACAAAAAAAAAAAAAAACUAAAAAUAAAAUAGAAUUUUUUUAUUUAAACUUCAUUUAAAAUGAUAGUCGAGUGAAACAGGUUUUUGCUAUGCCACUUUGCAAAUUCGAGUUCCCAAAUCUAUAAGGCUGACAGAGUCAAGGUUGUCAGGUUGUGUGAUAAAAUAUGGAUAUUUAUAAUGGUUUUAAAAGGGGGAAAACUUCUGAUUUCCCAGCACAAUCUGGCAACAUUGACAGGUUGUUAGGUUGUGCGACAAAAUUAGGAUAUUUUACUAAAUAGGGGAAAGUGCUGAUUUUUCAGCUUUGUCUGCCAACUAUAUGCACAGAAUGAGUGCUUCCUGGUUUGGCAGUAUGACAACUUGAUAUUUUAAAAGAUGCAAAAAAAAAUAUGUAACUAUGAAGAAUCAAAUGAAACCAUCCUUCAACUGCUAAUGUCAUAGUAAAUGAAAAAUUCAUCUCUUGUUGAUUUGUCCGGUCUGUGCUGUAUGAAAACGUCACAGAUUUCAUCUUGAAAGAGACCAAAAUUUGAAUCUUUCGGAAAGAGAACAUUCCCUUAAGUGCACUCGGAGACAAAACAACAUGAUACCAAGAGUACCAGGAAUAUAAUAUGUAAAAAAAUUGUGCGAGAAUAAAUUAUUGAUCAACGAAAGAUAAAAAAGUCAAUUUCAGAGGCCAAAAUUAGUUUGUAAGCUCUUACUUAGAUGAUUACUUAAUUCGAUGAAAUUUUUAAUGUAAGUAGGAUUUUAUAAUGUAAAUAUAUGUGACAAGUGUAAAUUUAAGUUUAAUAAAUGAUAUAAUUGUUACCUGAUAA
Messenger RNA from Bemisia tabaci, 3470 nucleotides. RefSeq lists its product as uncharacterized. NCBI's taxonomy places the organism in Eukaryota, Metazoa, Arthropoda, Insecta, Hemiptera, Aleyrodidae. The record is from RefSeq and is a predicted model, not a curated record.